AUGCUAAUAAUCUUUCAUUUAAUAGUUCUGCCGGGAUCAUACAGUCAAUCUGAUGUGGUAGUUGUGACUGCUGAUGCUACUGAUGAUAGAAGUACAGUGGACAGAAAUUAUCGGCGCUGCUCGCGGCGACAAGCGGAAUCAUCAAGCAAUCAUGGACUGGUAUAUAAACGAUUAAGCAGCUCAGCUGCGGAGGUGCAACUUCCUCACAGUAAUGACGAUGAAAAGUAUUCUUUGAAUGCAUUUCAUGGUAGUGGAAUUUUGGAAAGUACUCAUUCACUUACCUAUCUUGAAUGGGUACAUGAAAGACAAACAAGACGUAUGCGUACCCGGUCUGAAUGGUUUCUUUUACCUGCGUCGUCAGCAAAAGAGAGUGGUACAUCACAGCUAAAUGCUUCCGCAUUUUCUUCUACUAGCAUGCUUCAACCGUAUUCGCAGUUUGAUGACUCAACAAUGGGUUCAUUCGAUGGAUGCAUGGGAAAUCCUGAUACUACCGAUGAAUACCUUAAAACAUGCGAAGAAGCAAUCACUCCAUCUUUAGUUAACAUAUCUGGACAGCUUCCUCUAGCAUCACAAUCAGUAACGUCCCCAACAUCUCGAAUAGCUGGCGGUAUCGUUCGUCGACGUUCUUGGCGUACUCAUUACGUGCGUCCUAAUCGAAUUUUUGAGGGUACUAACAAAGAGCGAGAUUCUAGUGAUGUUGCUGUUGUUUCAAGUAGAUCAGCACCGCUAUAUCGUCGUAAUGUACCGCAUACAUCUAAUCGAAACUUGCCAAGUACAGGGCAGCCUAUAAUGCUACCAUCAUCCUUGAUAGAAUUUCAGCAACAACGACAGCAAUUAAGAGCACCAUCACCGGAAUGUGUAAAAGGUUAUUCCAUUAUUGGUAGUGGUAGCAAUACUUCUCAUGGGAGGGGAUCAAAAACUAUUUCGCAGUCCAAAAAUGUGCACUUCUAG
This is a messenger RNA of Acanthocheilonema viteae, 951 nucleotides long. The record is from the annotation of a GenBank genome assembly. NCBI's taxonomy places the organism in Eukaryota, Metazoa, Nematoda, Chromadorea, Rhabditida, Onchocercidae.